CUCACACUCACAGGACUCACACACACAGGACUCACACACACAGGACUCACAGGCCUCACACACACAGAAAAGUACCAAAAACACUCCUAACGCACACCAGGAUUAUACACAGGACCAACAGACACCUCAAGGUCAGAACACACACACACCCCGGACUCAGGAGCAGGAGGGGAGCCCGGAUAGCACAGGCGGACCAACACACAGAGGGAGGUUCGAGGACCUCUAUGUGAAGGGAGAGCUGAUUGGACACGGAGGCUAUGGGAGUGUCUACGCCGGGUUCAGGAAGACAGACAGCCAACCGGUGGCGCUGAAGUUUGUGGACCAGAGGAAGAUAACGAUGUGGGCUAAGAUGUCGGAGAGCGAAGAUGUGUUGCCGUUGGAGAUCGCUCUGCUGCGGCAGGUGUGUCGCUUGCCCAGGUGUAGAGGCGUGGCCCAACUCCUUGACUACUAUUGGAUGCCAGGGCCAGAGGGGGCGGGCGUAUAUCUGCUGGUUCUAGAGCGUCCAAUCCCCUGCUUGGAUCUCUUUAAUUAUAUGCAGGAGGGGAGUGGCUACUUGGAGGAGGGGAUGGCGCGUCAUGUGAUGCAGCAGGUGGUGUCUGCUCUGCUCCACUGCCACUCCAGGGGCGUGGUCCACAGAGACCUGAAACCUGAGAACAUCCUGGUCCAACUAACCAAUCACAACGUCCUGCUGCUAGACUUCGGCUCCGCCUCAGUACUCAAGGAGGGAGAAUACACCGAUGUGGCAGGUACUCCUGAGUAUCUUCCUCCAGAGACAGUACUGAGAGGGGAGUACUUUGCUGUUCCGGCCACCGUGUGGUCGCUGGGAAUACUGCUUUUCCAGAUGGUGUGGGGUGACGUUCCUUUCUACAGUGACACUAGCAUCGCCAAGGCAACCCUCUACUUUCCACGCGGAAUAUCCAGAGAUUGCCGUCACCUGAUUCGCCGGUGCCUCGCUGUCAGUCCAGACGACCGGCCAACCCUGGAGCAGUUACAACAACACCCCUGGAUGCAAUAGAACAGACUACUACUGAUUUCACAUCUUGGAAAUAUUUAAUCUAUAAUGUCCUAAAUAAACAUUGUCAGCAUUC
Coregonus clupeaformis (lake whitefish) is the source of this 1088-nucleotide messenger RNA. Its product is annotated as serine/threonine-protein kinase pim-2-like. Gene Ontology annotation, biological process: negative regulation of apoptotic process; regulation of mitotic cell cycle; protein autophosphorylation. The transcript has 8 exons. Gene Ontology annotation, molecular function: protein serine/threonine kinase activity; ATP binding. Gene Ontology annotation, cellular component: cytoplasm. Lineage: Eukaryota; Metazoa; Chordata; Actinopteri; Salmoniformes; Salmonidae. The record is from RefSeq and is a predicted model, not a curated record. Bases 338 to 1015 code for a protein of 225 amino acids.